This is a messenger RNA of Microtus oregoni (creeping vole), 1517 nucleotides long. RefSeq names its product X-ray repair cross complementing 4 (gene Xrcc4). The transcript has 9 exons. The coding region runs from base 156 to 1136 and encodes 326 amino acids. NCBI's taxonomy places the organism in Eukaryota, Metazoa, Chordata, Mammalia, Rodentia, Cricetidae. Gene Ontology annotation, biological process: double-strand break repair via nonhomologous end joining; immunoglobulin V(D)J recombination; response to X-ray. The record is from RefSeq and is a predicted model, not a curated record. Gene Ontology annotation, cellular component: DNA-dependent protein kinase-DNA ligase 4 complex; DNA ligase IV complex; nucleus. Gene Ontology annotation, molecular function: DNA binding.
GAGACCGGAAGUGGAGUCACUGAGAGGUCUACAUCCGGGGACUCAGACUUUGUAGGCCCUGAAGGGAGGGCAAGAGCUGUGGUCGCUACUGGAAAGGAACCGCCCAUUUCUUAGGUGGAGUAAUUGGCUAGUUUAGUACCACUAGGUAGCCAGAAAUGGAAAGGAAAGUGAGCAGAAUCUGUCUUGCUUCAGAGCCCAACAUAACUUAUUUUCUGCAAGUGUCUUGGGAGGGAACGGUAGGAUCUGGUUUUGUUAUUACUCUGACCGAUGGCCAUUCAGCCUGGACUGCAACAGUUUCUGAAUCAGAGAUUUCCCAAGAAGCUGAUGACAUGGCUAUGGAGAAAGAAAAAUACGUCGAUGAACUGAGAAAAGCAUUGUUGUCAGGAUCAGGACCAGCGAACACAUACAGGUUCAUCUUUUCUAAAGAGUCUUGCCACUUCUCCAUUGAGAAAGAACUGAAAGAUGUCUCAUUUAGACUUGUUUCCUUCAACCUAGACAAAGUUCAAAACUCAACUGAAGUCAUUAGAGAACUCAUUUGUUACUGCUUGGACACUAUUGCAGCAAAACAAGCCAAAAACGAGCACCUGCAGAAGGAAAACGAAAGACUCCUGCGAGAUUGGAAUGAUGUUCAAGGCCGAUUUGAGAAAUGUGUGAAUGCCAAGGAAGUUUUGGAAGCUGAACUGUAUCAAAGAUUUAUCUUGGUGCUGAAUGAGAAGAAAACAAAGAUCCGAAGCUUGCAUAAAUUGUUAAAUGAAAUCCAGCAGCUGGAAAAGAACAUGAAACCUGAAAGGGAAACUGCAUGUUCUGAAAAAGCAGCUGACCCAGAUGCAAUUUAUGAUGGAAGUACCGAUGAAGAAAGUGGAGCUUCCAUGCUGGCUGCAGCCACUCUUUGUGAACACGAUUCCCUGUUUUCAAGUCCCGAUGUCACUGACAUUGCACCAAGCAGAAAGAGAAGACAUCACAUGCAGAAGAAUCUUGGGACAGAACCUAAAAUAGCUCCACAGGAACAGCAGCUGCAGGAGAAGGAAAAGCUUGCCCCUUCACUGCCUCAGACCUUGAAAGAAGAGCAUGCAGCUGCUGCAGACAUGUCUUUAGAAACCCUGAGGAACAGCAGCCCAGAAGAUAUCUUUGAUUAGAUACAAACCCUAGAACCCAACUUCGGUGUUCAUUAAGCUAUGUUCUUCAUCCAGUUCUUUCAAAUGAAAAGACAAGCUUUCAACUUGACAUUUUUCUCGAGCAUUCAGGUUGCCCAUUAAAUUGGACUUUUGUUCCAAAUGGCACAUUUAUCAUAUUCCUUUAAGUAUUAUUGUGACUUUCUAAUGACUCUUGGAAGAUUUUGGGAAUAGACUAAAAAAAAUUUUUUAAAUGUCUCCAGUUCUUUUCAAAUUGCACUUUAAACAACAUGUUUGAAAAGUUUAACUUAUAAGAUGACACAUAUAAAAUAGAUCUGUAUGUUGUAUGUAAACAAUCUGAAAAUCCGAUAGUUAAUAAAAGUUUGUGUUCUUACAGAAACCUUA